This is a messenger RNA of Helianthus annuus (common sunflower), 1860 nucleotides long. RefSeq names its product (-)-beta-pinene synthase, chloroplastic. Gene Ontology annotation, biological process: diterpenoid biosynthetic process. The record is from RefSeq and is a predicted model, not a curated record. Gene Ontology annotation, molecular function: magnesium ion binding; terpene synthase activity. Lineage: Eukaryota; Viridiplantae; Streptophyta; Magnoliopsida; Asterales; Asteraceae. Bases 40 to 1812 code for a protein of 590 amino acids. The transcript is spliced from 7 exons.
UAAAAACCAUCAACAAACAAACAAUAAUCUUUUGCAAUCAUGGCUUCAGUAUGGGCAUUUUGUUCUCCAUUCCUCUUUUCGAACACUUCUUCGAGUAGAAAAAAUAUUGUUGCCUGUGAAAAGCUAUUAAUUCAUAAAAACAAAGUUAUGGAUGUGCCUACCACGGCAACCUCAGUUAGAAGAUCAGGAAGUUAUCCUCCUUCAAUAUGGUCAUAUGAUCAUAUUCAGUCCCUCACUAGCAAAUAUACAGGAGAGAAGCACAUGCCAAGAUUGCAGACACUAAAAGAAGCAGUGAGGACCAUGAUUUAUAAAGAUAAUGAAAAGGAGGAGAAUCCGCUGAAGUUGCUCAACCUGGUUGAUGAUUUGCAGAGACUCGGCAUAUCUUAUCAUUUUGAGAAUGAAAUAAGCAAUGUCUUAAGAAAUAUAUACUACAACUUCUAUGAAACUCCUGAAAAGUGGACUAAAUUGGAUUUAAAUCUUAAAUCCCUUGGGUUUAGAGUCUUGAGACAACAUGGAUAUCAUGUCCCUCAAGAGAUAUUUGAAGACAUUCUGGAUGAUACCGGUAACUUCAAGGGACACUUGCAAAAGGAUAUCAUCGGUAUGCUAAACUUGUAUGAAGCUUCUUAUGUUUCAGUAGAGGAUGAAGAUAUAUUAGACGAUGCUCGAGAUUUCACGACUAAACAUUUGAAAGAAAGUUUAAAAAACAUUGCUGAUGAACAUUUGUCAUCGUUAAUAAGUCACGCGUUAGAUAUUCCACUUCAAUGGAUGGUUCCACGAGUGGAGGCAAAGUGGUUUAUUGAAGCGUAUGAAAAACGAACUGACAUGAACCCAACAUUGCUCGAGCUUGCCAAACUGGACUUUAAUAUGUUGCAAGCGAUUCACCUAGAAGAUUUAAAACACACGUCAAGAUGGUGGAAAAAAACAAGCUGGGAUUCAAAGCUGCCCUUUCUUCGAGACCGGUUGGUGGAGAAUUUCCUCUGGACGAUUGGUACCAACUCCCUACCACAGUUUAGUCCUCUAAGGAGAAUGCUAGCACAGGUUUUCGCUAUGAUUACUUCUAUCGAUGACGUCUACGAUGUGUAUGGUACUUUGGAAGAAGUUGAGCAAUUUACUGCGGCUGUCGGCAGAUGGGAUAUCAACUCUAUUGAAGAGCUCCCCGAGUAUAUGAAGAUAUGUUUUGUUGGAUUGUAUAACUCAAUAAACGAGAUCGCAUAUUAUACAUUGACAGAAACAGGGUUCUUCAACCUUCCGCACUUAACAAGAGCGUGGGAAGGAUUGUGCAAGGCAUACCUAAAAGAAGCUCAGUGGUACCACAGUGGAUACAAGCCAACACUUGAAGAGUACUUGGAAAAUGCUUAUAUGUCAAUAUCACUUCCUUUAAUGCUCAAGCAUAUUAGUCUUGUAACAUCAGUUACUCCAACCGAAGAACUCCUGCAUUCCAUGGAAAGAGCGGAGAACAGCAUUCGCUACUCAGCGAUAAUCCUUCGGCUUGCUGAUGACUUGGGGACAUACACGGACGAAAUGAAAAGAGGUGAUACGCCAAAAUCAGUUCAGUGUUACAUGAAUGAGACUGGUGCAAGUGAAGAGGAAGCUAGAAUGUAUGUGAAAACGUUAAUACUUAACACAUGGAAGAAACUUAACAAAGAAAGAUCGAGUGUAAUUAACUCUCAGUUUUUAAAGGAGGUUAUCGAAUGUGGAACAAACUUGGGUCGAAUGGCACAAUUCAUGUACCAUGAAGCAGACGGACAUGGUCAUCGUCCAGAUGUCACAAAAUCUCAUGUAUUAUCAUUACUAGUCAAUCCAAUGACAUAAUACUACAGCAUAUGAACUUGUCAUAUAUGUGAGGUGGAGUUUAAUAUA